This is a messenger RNA of Drosophila serrata, 944 nucleotides long. RefSeq names its product protein takeout. Gene Ontology annotation, biological process: multicellular organismal reproductive process. The record is from RefSeq and is a predicted model, not a curated record. NCBI's taxonomy places the organism in Eukaryota, Metazoa, Arthropoda, Insecta, Diptera, Drosophilidae.
AUCGGCUACGCAAGUGCAUCGGACUACUGAAAGCUUAAGCGGACGUUGCAUAGGAUUAAUCCCUCUUUGAGAUGCAUUACCUGGCCUACCUGGUGGUCAGCCUGCAGCUGUAUGCCGGAGUGAAAUGUCAGAGCUUCCCGACCGACUUAAAGAAGUGCAAGUAUGGUGAUGGCCAGUGCCUGACGGCGACGGCCAAUGAUCUGCUGAGGAAGUAUCCGAAGGGGAUUCCUGAGCUCAAUAUAAAACCCUUCGACGUCUUACCGGUGCGGGACUGGCUGCUGGUCAACGAUUCCCAGGUGGGCGGGGCCUGGUACUUCUUCGAGCUGAUCAACCAGAUCAACUACGGCUUCGAGAACACCACGAUCACUGAGAUCCGGGGCUUCGACAAGGAUCCCACUGCCACCAAGAUCGAGAUCCAUGGCAAGAUCCCGCGUCUGGUCUACAAGGGCGAAUAUUUGGCCAAGGGUCGGAUGCUCUGGUUUGUGGACAUCAACUCGCAGGGUACCUCUGAUUCGGAUUUCUUGAACUUCCGGUUUGACAUUACUCUAAAAGUGCGCAUCGAGUACAGGAAUAACAAGCGUUAUUUGAAAAUCUACGAGCUAGUUCCAAAUAUUAGACUAGACCGAUGGAUUAUGUGGUUGGAUAACUUUUUUCCGGAUAACUUUGAUCUGACUAUAGCGAUCAACAAUCUUUUCAAUCGAAAUUGGGUAGAGUUCUGGAACGAAUUGGAGCCAGGCAUCCUUCGUCUAUUCGAAACAGUCUUUCGCAGCAUGAUCGAUGAUCUCUUUGACAACGUGCCCUAUGAUGAUUUGUUCCUAGAAGAUGUCCCAAUAGAGUCAAUCUAGAAUUAAGUGCAAUGUUGUUAGUUGUAGUUAGAAAUAAAAUAAUGUAAAUAGUAUUCUUAAUGUAUAUACACCACAAUUGAUCAGUGAUUUCGUGAUAGA